Molecule: messenger RNA, 215 nt
Organism: Funneliformis caledonium
Lineage: Eukaryota; Fungi; Glomeromycota; Glomeromycetes; Glomerales; Glomeraceae
Source: the annotation of a GenBank genome assembly
AUGGUCAUUUUCAUUUCAACGUUCCCUAACGCAAGUUAUCAAGUGCAUAUCCUUAAGGUUGACCUUUCCUUCAUUGGAUUUAAGCUAGCUCAUUAUAGUGACGUAUAUGGCGUGAUGGGAUAUUCUUCUACAAACGUAAAACGACAAACAAAUAACUUCGACUGCUCAAGAAAGAACAUAACCGAUUCCCAUACUCAGUAUUACCUGGUAUUAGA